AUGCUGCCAAUAAACUUUAUGGAGAUCUGCUCGACGAAGCCAAAUGACUUUGUUUUUGACAAGACAAUAUGCACUAAGGAGAGUAGAACACCAAGGAUUCUUCAGGAAUAUUCAAAGGAAGAAAAGGCGUGCGUCCUUCGAAGGCGGAUACUGGCACUUGCAAGCCGGAAGGGAGGAUGGCCCCAGAAGAAGGCAUUGAAAAGAGAGUCUGAAUCAAUGUGGGAUGUAGAUCUAACAAGGUCGGACCAAGGGCAUUUCGACCAAAGAGGAAACUUUGUUCUCGGAGCUGCUCCGAGCCUUUCCUUUAUGUGGCUGGUGAGAAGGGGAGAAGACAUCCAAGGACCAUUCACUGACCGGGAAAUGAGAGAGAAGAUAAACACCCAAGAACUAAAAAAUACACAGGUCAGAAGAGAUAUAGACAAGGGAUUUGUAUCCUACGAUAGCCUUGCAGCAGAUCUUGGAGAUUUCCUUUCUUCAGAGAAGCUAGACGAGUACUUUGAAAGCCAUGCUGCCGUUAAGAAGCCUCUUGAAAAGCCUCAGGAGUUCUUUGAGGAUCUUUCUUCUUUGUCUCUAAAGAAGCAUCCAAAGAAGGAUCUUGACCGCUCAAAGAUCCUUGAAGCCUGUGUCAAAUCAAAGAACUUCUUACAUUCCAGAAACCCGUCGGUGACCCUUGGCUCCAUGGAAAGGAGGAUUUCGGGGAAGUCUUUUUCUGAAGCCGUUAAGAUCAUCUCCCAUGCCUCGGGGCUCAGCAAGACCGAAUGCGAGGAGUUUCUUAACCUAUUUCUUGAUGAGUCGAAGCUGUCGAUCCUCUCGGAUAUUUGCCCAGAUGGCUUUGUAAAGGUCACACCUGUAACAAGAAAAGGGUCCAGAAGGAAAUAG
Encephalitozoon intestinalis ATCC 50506 is the source of this 879-nucleotide messenger RNA. RefSeq lists its product as uncharacterized. The record is from RefSeq and is a predicted model, not a curated record. The transcript has a single exon. Lineage: Eukaryota; Fungi; Microsporidia; Unikaryonidae. Bases 1 to 879 code for a protein of 292 amino acids.